Messenger RNA from Eutrema salsugineum, 1745 nucleotides. RefSeq names its product protein DETOXIFICATION 15. Gene Ontology annotation, molecular function: xenobiotic transmembrane transporter activity; antiporter activity. The transcript has 8 exons. NCBI's taxonomy places the organism in Eukaryota, Viridiplantae, Streptophyta, Magnoliopsida, Brassicales, Brassicaceae. Gene Ontology annotation, cellular component: membrane. The coding region runs from base 109 to 1581 and encodes 490 amino acids. Gene Ontology annotation, biological process: xenobiotic detoxification by transmembrane export across the plasma membrane. The record is from RefSeq and is a predicted model, not a curated record.
CACACAAAUCCCCAUAAAGACAGGGAUCACAAAGAUUGUUACUUUACUCUCUCUCUCUCUCUCUAAAUUCUAUACGUUUUCUGCAGCAAAGGCAAAGGCAAAGCAAUAAUGAAGGAGGAGAGAGAGGAUGUGUUGUCAUGGCCUCUCAUAGGAGAGACGGAGAAGAAGUGUAUUAUUACUGGUGGAAUAAAGGUGGAAGUGAAGAAGCAGCUAUGGCUUGCUUGCCCUCUAAUCGCAGUGAGUCUUCUUCAGUUUUCCCUGCAAGUAAUCUCAGUCAUGUUCCUCGGACAUCUUGGCUCUCUUCCCCUCUCCGCCGCCGCCGUUGCUACCUCCUUCGCCUCCGUUACCGGCUUCACCUUCCUCAUGGGAACAGCAAGUGCGUUGGACACAGUUUGUGGCCAAUCAUACGGAGCAAAAAUGUACGGGAUGUUAGGGAUACAGAUGCAAAGAGCAAUGCUUGUUCUUACACUCUACUCUGUUCCUCUCUCCAUCAUUUGGGCCAACACAGAGCAUUUCCUCGUCUUCUUCGGCCAAGACAAAUCCAUCGCAUACCUAUCUGGCUCCUACGCUAGAUUCAUGAUCCCUAGCAUCUUCGCCUACGGUCUUCUUCAAUGUCUCAACAGGUUCUUGCAGGCGCAGAACAAUGUGUUUCCUGUGGUGUUCUGUUCUGGAGUCAUCACUUCUCUUCAUGUGAUCCUCUGUUGGGUCUUGGUGUUGAAAUCUGGUUUAGGUUUUAAAGGAGCAGCUGUUGCGAAUGCGAUUUCGUAUUGGCUUAAUGUCAUUCUCUUGUCGUGUUACGUCAAGUUUUCGCCUUCUUGCUCGAAGACCUGGACUGGUUUCUCUAAGGAGGCUCUACGUGAUAUCAUUCCUUUUAUGAAGCUAGCUAUUCCUUCUGCACUUAUGGUCUGCUUAGAGAUGUGGUCCUUUGAACUUUUGGUUCUCUCGUCCGGACUUCUUCCGAACCCGGUUUUAGAAACUUCUGUCCUAUCAAUAUGCCUUAAUACAUCAGGAACAAUCUGGAUGAUCCCAUUUGGCCUCAGUGGCGCCGCAAGCACAAGGGUGUCAAAUGAGCUAGGUGCAGGGAAUCCGAAAGUGGCUAAGCUUGCGGUUCGUGUGGUCUUGAGCAUUGCAAUCGUAGAGAGUAUGCUAGUUGGUUCGGUUUUGAUACUGAUAAGGAAGAUAUGGGGAUUCGCUUACAGUAGUGACACGAAAGUAGUCACGUAUGUAGCCUCCAUGUUGCCGAUUCUUGCCUUAGGCCACUGCCUAGACAGCUUCCAAAGCGUUCUUUCAGGGGUGGCUAGAGGAUGUGGAUGGCAGAAGAUUGGAGCUUUCGUGAAUCUUGGAUCAUAUUACCUUGUCGGAGUUCCGUUCGGUUUGUUACUUGGUUUUCACUUUCACAUCGGUGGUCGGGGGCUUUGGCUGGGAAUCAUAUGUGCACUCGUCGUUCAAGGUGUAUGUCUUUCCCUCAUCACCUUUUUCACAAAUUGGGAGGAAGAGGUGAAGAAAGCUACAAGCAGAGUUGAGUCUUCUUCAGAUGUGAAGGAUUUUGCAGCCGACAAUGGGUCUACUAUUGUAUGCUGAGAGCUAUAUAUUUUCAAAAAUCAGAAUAUGUAUAUUUUGAUUAUGAACCCUUAUAAUUAAGUUGGGGAUAAUUUCAUUAAGAAGUGUUUAUGAUAUUUCUGUUGCUUUUCAACUCUAUAUGGGGCCCAUUUACCAUGGAUUGUCUGAUAAUUUGUUUUGUUCUA